Molecule: messenger RNA, 1485 nt
Organism: Chara braunii
Lineage: Eukaryota; Viridiplantae; Streptophyta; Charophyceae; Charales; Characeae
Source: the annotation of a GenBank genome assembly
UGUAGUCGGGUGAAGAAGGUAGGCAGCGCUGCGGGGUUAGUUGUUUCGCAGCCGCCGCUGGGCACGAGACGAGGGCAGGCGGCACGUUCUCGGUGGUGUACUGAGAUGCACUCUCUCCAACUUGCGCGUGGGAAAACGGAAAGCCCUGUUCGCUCUCCUUCGUCGUGCCAUUCCUUUCCAUCUUCAGAGGACCGUUGCUGGCGUCCAUUACAAUUCACUCCUCUACCAUCUCCCUUGGUGGACUUGGCUUUCUCUUUGGCUUCUCUUUGGCUUCUCUUUCUUUGUGUGAGAGCGAGGGAAGGAUCAACUUUCUGCCAACAUGAGCAGGUCAGGCCAGCCCCCGGAUCUGAAGAAGUACAUGGACAAGAAACUGAACAUCAAACUCAAUGCCAACCGGACAGUGGUUGGCGUCCUCAGGGGCUUUGAUCAGUUCAUGAAUCUUGUCGUUGACAGUACCAUAGAGGUUGUUGGCAAUGAGAGGAACGAGAUCGGUAUGGUGGUCAUACGCGGUAACAGUGUCGUGAUGAUCGAAGCUUUGGAGAAGAUUGGCUCGUAAUGUCAUCCUUCCAUCAUUGCUCCCCCUUUCCUUUCGUCUGCAAAACUAAUGGCGGCCUGCGGCGCUGAUCCAAGGCUGCGGGAGAACUCCCAUCACGAGCAGGAGGGAGUAAUGAUCUUUCUGAAGUCCGUGUGAGUGGGCAGCACGCCACCUGGCGGCGGAAUUGAAGUUUGUCAAAUGGGCUGCGGGUCGGCAGGGGGGAAGGGGAAUUGAUUGAUGGAUGGAGUGACAUGUUGGCCGAUCAGUUUUUUGCAUAUUUGGCGGGGGAUGGACUCUGCGGGUCAGAGGGGCUGUGAGGGGUCGGUUGAACUGAUUGAUGGAUUGAGUGAGGGGUUGGUUGGUCGGCUGAUGGGUUUUCCACUUUUGGCAAGGGAAGAGGACGUUGGAGGUUGGGGGAUGUUUGCCACCGUAGUAUCGCAGAGCGAAGUGGAGUGUGGAUCGAGGUAGGCAUCGACUGAGUGAUUGAUCGUCAUUGGCCUGAUUGAUUGAUUGAUUGAUUGCUUGGUUGAUUGCUUGGUUGAUUGCUUGGUUGAUUGCUUGGUUGAUUGGCUGGAUGCAAGACUUGGCAAAAGAACAAUCGGCUUAGGAGGGCGGCAUGUUGAUGGUGAGAAUGAUGGGCAAUUUUUGUUAUCGUCGUCGUGUCUUCUGUGGUGAGGGUUCUAGAAAUUGAACCAUUUUGUCGAGCUUAAUCAUUUUGUUGUUUUUGUCGUUACUAAUCUUCAGGGUCCUUUGCUUCAAAAGUUCUUCGGAAUUUUCAAUUCGUGUCGGAUCUCUUUGCCUCUGCUUUGCCUCUGCUUUGCCUCUGCUUUGCCUCUGCAUUCGCAGUGCCGAACACAUCUUGGUGAAAUAGAAGAGCUCACUUUGACGAGUACAAAUUACAGCAUAUUUUUCGUCGUAAAACAGGAGGAAAACAAAAUUCAUACAGUUUC